UCUGUAUAUUUGUCUAAAAUUUGGUUGUCAGCAGGUUGUCAGGUUUGACGUUUUAAAAUCCAAUUAGAGCAAAAAUAUUACAUUUCUGUAUAAUUAUUUGAUGAUAUUAACAAUUAAACCAUUGACCAUAAAACAAUAUAUAAGUAAAGACAAAUGUGUUGAUUUAAAUAUAGAAUGUCUUCGGUCUUAGAUCAAUUAAAACCUGUUAUAAGUAAGACCGGACAGGUUAUAGUGCAAGAUGUACCUGAUUUAGUUCUCUGUAAGCCCCGUUUAAUUCCGUUAAAAAGUUUUACUCUAGAAAAAUUGGAAAAAAUGCAACAGGAAGCUCAAAAUAUUAAGAAGCAGUCCACACAAGAAACCGCAUCAGAGUAGAGUGUAUAAUAUUGUCCCUGGAAUUAAAUUUAGUUACGACUUAAUACAAUCAUGAGUUAUACACCUUUAAUCUCAAAAAUUUUACUCUCCUUUAUUAUAUCAUCAACUGUGCUGUAUCGAUAUGGAAAUUGGUUUAGGCAUCGAAUUUUUGUCACAAUAACUGUAUUAUUAGCUUGGUUCUGUAGUUUUUUAAUUAUUUUUGCUCUCCCACUGGACAUAAUUUCGACUGUAUAUAGUCAACAAAAUCAUACGGAGAUUAAUACUAUUGAUAACUCAACUAUUGAAAUUAUUGAGGAGCCAUGGGGAAACUUACCAGAAAGAGUAUUUAUAAAUUUAUGGAGAACUGUGUAUUGGAGUACCCAGUUUUUAACUUGGUUAGUAAUGCCAAUGAUGCAGUCAUACAUAAAAGCUGGUGAUUUUACUGUAAAAGGGAAACUUAAAUCAGCUUUAGUUGAUAAUGCAAUUUAUUACGGGUCAUAUUUGCUCAUUUGUGGUAUUUUGCUUAUUUAUUUAGCAUUAAAACCAGGCAUCGAUUUAGAUUGGAAUAAGUUAAAAGCUAUAGCUUCAUCAGCUAGCAAUACAUGGGGUCUGUUUCUUCUUGUGCUUUUACUAGGAUAUUCUUUAGUCGAGGCUCCUAGAAAUUUUUGGAAUAAUUCAAAUGCAAGUUUGAAGCUCACUCAAUAUUAUUUUAGAGCUGCAAAAUUAAGUUCAGACAAAUGUGAAGCUGAAGAAACAGUUGAUGAUGUUUUGGAGUCUUUGCAAGCAAUUUCAAUGGCUAUCAGGCCAGGGCAUUAUCUUUAUGAACCUUUGGAAACAAUUAUGCAGAAAGUACCAAUUGAGUUAAAAGACAGGAUGAACAGAAGACAGAUACCUGAAGAUGCACCGCAUGAUUCUCCAACUGAGAAAUCUCUUAUUCGAUUACAUAGACAAACUAUUAAAUCCCUGCAAGUAUUACAGAGAACAGAAACUCAGUGGAACAUAUUAGUGGAUAAAAUUUUUGAAUGUGAAGAUAAUCUCAAAAAUCAAAUAUCGAGAGAUAAGAGGUUUAAAAGAACAUUCACUAAAGAAUCUAACCAGUUGUUUGGCUAUAUUUGCACUCCAGUAGUUGAAUGGUAUUGGAAAUGUUUUGUAACACCGUAUUGUUGGAAAGCAUUGGCCAUUAUUACAGGAAUUAUGUCGGUUGCUAUAGUAUGGUCAGAAGUAACAUUCUUUAGUGUAUCACCUCCAUUGUCAAUAUUUGCAGUUUUUGUGAAUGCAGCCAAGGCAAAUUAUGAUUAUUUUAUGAUUGAGGUGAUCUCAACCUUUAUAAUACUCUACCUUUCGUUCUGCGCUUAUUCUACAGUUUUGAAAAUAAAACUCUUAAAUCUCUAUUAUCUUGCACCGCAUCAUCAGACUAACGAACAUAGUUUGAUAUUUUCUGGUAUGAUGUUUAGUCGUCUCACACCUGCAUUGUGUCUUAACUUUUUGGGACUGAUACACAUGGAUAGUCACGUUAUACAUAGUCAAAUUCAAGAAACUUCUUAUACAAAGAUUAUGGGUCACAUGGAUGUAAUUGGAAUAAUAUCACACGGUUUUAAUAUUUAUUUUCCCAUGGCAAUAUUAAUAUUCUGUUUGGCAACGUAUUUCAGUUUGGGAUCUCGAUUUUUAUCUAUGUUGGGUUUCCAUCAAUUUGUUGGCGACGAAGAAAUGACCACAGAUCUAGUAGAGGAAGGCAGAGAACUGAUUAAAAGAGAAAAAAGAAAAAGACAAAGAGCUGAGGAGUCAUCUAACAGGAGAAAAGAACUUCAGGAUAGAUUGCCCAGUACUGGAAGAUUUAGGCAGAACAAUACUAACGAGGCGGAUCGUCCUUCAGAACAAUUGGAAAGUAGUAGAAUAAGAGAUUCAUAUAAUUUAGAAACGUAUAAUAGAACUACAUAUACAGGUGAUGAUAUAGAUACAAGGUUUCCUCCUGUAGAGGACGAUCUAGACGCCAGGUUUGGAGCCAGUACCGGUUUCGGUAGAAAUUCUCAGAAUUUGGAUACCAGGUUCGCUGACGGUUACCAGUCGGAAGGCAGAAGGGUGGGCAUACCGCCCAGGGGUAUUUUCGACGAUGUCUGAAUUUUAAAUCGAUGUUAAGAUUAAUAAAAAAACACCUCAAAUAGUUAUAAGAAAUUAUGUUAAUAUUGCACUUUUAUUACAAAACUAUUUUUAUGAGAUUAAGAUAAGAUGUUUUCUAGUCUAUGACAUGUAGCUAUUUUGAUUUUUUAUUUUCAUCAUAUUUUUUAAUAAAAAUUUACUCAAAAGUACGUGAGAUUGAGGGUCAUUGUUAUUUACUUGGAUCAGUACAGUUUUAAAUAGGUGGGGUCAGUAUUUUAAUAUACUUUUCUUUUUUUAAAGUCUCUAGUGUUUUUAUAGUUUGCAGUGAUUUAAAUAUUUAUUAAUAGGUUACAUAACUGUUGUUACUUAAUAAAUAAACAUUCCAUAAUGUUAAUGUUUGAGUAAAUACUCAAUAUGUGUAUUUCACUGUAGCUGCUUGUUGUUAUAUGAUAUUUAAUAAAAUAUAGUUUUAAGAUUA
Messenger RNA from Sitophilus oryzae (rice weevil), 2926 nucleotides. RefSeq names its product LMBR1 domain-containing protein 2 homolog. The record is from RefSeq and is a predicted model, not a curated record. Gene Ontology annotation, cellular component: membrane. The transcript is spliced from 12 exons. The coding region runs from base 424 to 2469 and encodes 681 amino acids. NCBI's taxonomy places the organism in Eukaryota, Metazoa, Arthropoda, Insecta, Coleoptera, Curculionidae.